Molecule: messenger RNA, 2079 nt
Organism: Vanessa atalanta (red admiral)
Lineage: Eukaryota; Metazoa; Arthropoda; Insecta; Lepidoptera; Nymphalidae
Gene: CPR79
Product: paternally-expressed gene 3 protein-like
Exons: 4
Coding region: 115-1536 (473 amino acids)
Cellular component (GO): extracellular matrix
Source: RefSeq, a predicted model, not a curated record
GCUUUGCUCUCAUUUCAAAUUACGCUUUGCUAAACACAAUUAGUUCUCAAAUUGUGCUAACACGUGAUAUGUUUAGUGUUUUUUAUUAACAGUGAAGUUUGUCAAUAAUACACUAUGAAAUCGAUAAUAUUGAUAGUUGUUGUUUGCAUUUCAAAUGCACUUGCUUAUCACGAUCCCGACUUAAACUACCAUUUAAGCCAACUGCAGAACGUUCAGGGUUGUAGCGACAACGGCUAUUCAUACCCGACACCGGCAGUGCAAUUGUCAUUAACAGACGUAAAAGCGACUACAGCUCCAAGACUAAUUGAAUCAGCUUCAUUGUCAUCCUCAAAUGCAUACAAAAGUGCUAACGAAUACUCACAGUCGGUUCUAUUUCAAGCUGCUGCACCAAAAGUAACCUACCAAGCGCAACCAACAGUCUCAUACCAAGCACAACCAACAUUUUCGUACCAAGCACCAAUAGCUAUACAAGAUGCCACCGCCCUUAACGCAGAAUAUACGGCUCAAAGAGAAGAACACGGAUAUGCUACCUCAGCAGGAUUAUCUUCUUCCGCAGUGGGAACAAUAAUUCCUCAAGCUACAUACAAUCAAGCACCGAUCAUUGCCAAAAUUACCGCUGCACCUUUGCAAACUAAAUUUACUUUAGCUCCCGCCAAGACUACAUACGUGUCUCAAAAUUCAGUCUCACAACAAUCAUCAUAUUCGACUGGAUCUUUGGCAAAACAAUCACUAAACUCUUUCACCCACUCUGUUGGGCCAGUUGUAUCCCAGGUUUAUGCUGCUCCUAGAGCCAGUUACGCAACAUCAGACGCUCUGAAGACCCAAUCUCAAUCUCAAUAUGUAGCUCCAGCCUAUACAAUCAAUCAGUAUAACCAAAUCCCAGCUAACACUUAUUCUGUGGCCGCGCAAGCCUAUAGAGCACCAGCUGUUUCUCAAUACUCCACAUAUUCUGUUUCACACAAUGCUGCCCCAGCUCAGUAUGCAGCACCGGCCUUGACUAAAUACGCUGCUUCUAAUGUAGCUCAAUACUCUGCACCAGCUCUUCAAUAUUCAACCUCAGCAGCAUCACAAUAUUCAGUACCUUUAACAACUCACUAUUCAGCACCUACCGUCACUCAAUACUCCGCACCGGUAGUUGCUCAGUACUCUGCCCCAGCAGUAACACAGCAAGCCACACAUAUAUCCCAAUACUCUGCACCUGCAGUCGCACAUCAAUCAGUAGCGCAUGUAGCAGCACCAGCAAUAUCUGUGUCUUCGGCAGCACAAUACGCAGCAGGACAACACGCUGUUAAAAAUGUCCAUAGAGAAUUCGUGGAAAAUUAUGAUGCGCACCCUCGUUACGCGUUCGAAUAUGGAGUAAACGAUCCUCACACUGGCGAUAUCAAGCAACAGAAAGAGCAACGCGAUGGUGAUGUUGUAAAAGGUCAGUACUCCUUGGUGGAACCGGACGGCUCGGUGCGUACGGUGGACUACAUCGCCGAUUGGGAGACCGGUUUUCAUGCAAACGUUCACAAUAGCAAAGACAACAAACAUUAGACAUUCAUUAAGAAAUACUUAAGUUACCGAUACCUUUUACUAUAUUGAAGUUAACCUGACACCAGUCAUUUAAUUUUUUCCGACCUUGCCCUGUAAUUCUUCGUACAUGGCUUACAUGCAAUACGUGUUGCAAAUGUUGCGAUUUAAAAAAACAUUGAUUUAAUAUUUUUUUUAUGAUUCGAAAUUUAAAUUUUUUUUACAUGUAUUAUAUAAUCAUUUAAAAGUUUUUUUUUUUAAUAUGUUAGAGACUACAAUUCAACAACUUGUUAAAAUAGUUUACAGUACGUUCAAUAUAUCUGCUAUGAACUUCAAACGGCCUCUCUUAUCCAUUUGUGCCAUAGAGUAUAGUAAAUGUAACGCUUAUAAUAGGUAAGUAGUGUGUAGUUAUAUAUUGUAAAAAUAUUUUUAGUGUGAAUAAAAUUGUUAAAAAAUUCUGUAGGGAAACAAAUGACAUACCUACUUUCUCACAUGUACAUGAAAUAAAUCAUUUAUUUAGGCUAAAAAUUAGCAUUUCAUUAAAAUUAAUAAAAAAAAAAUUAAGUC